UGUUUUUUAUCAAUUCGCGAUUAUACCUAUGCAACAAAACUUUUAUUCAAAUAAAAAAAGGGAAGCUAGGAGAUAAUGCAAAUAAAAAUAGAUGUAUUGAAAGUCCAGCCGUAAUAGAGUGCAAGAGCCAGUGGAGCUAACUAACAGAACUAUACAAAAAUACAUUUUUUCAACAAAUUUCUUUCGCAAAAUUUCUUAAAUAUAAAAAAUGGAAGUGCUUGUAUUUGGUUCAGCGAUCGUAGAUUUUGUAGCCUACGCAGAUCGUCUUCCAAAAGCCGGUGAGACAUUGCAUGGCCAUAAAUUUGUGACGGGCUACGGAGGCAAAGGUGCAAAUCAAUGUGUUGCAGCAGCGCGACAGGGAGCAAAAUGUGGCAUGAUAGCAAAAUUGGGAGAUGAUGCAUGGGGCGCUAAUUACUUAAAACAACUGCAGGCAGAGAACGUGAAUGUCGACUAUGUGGAGCAGUGCAAGGGAGAGACAACUGGUAUAGCACAGAUAAGUGUUGCCGAUAGUGGAGAAAAUCACAUAGUCAUCGUAGUUGGAGCCAACAAUCUGCUAAGUGUGCAAGAUGUUAAAAGAGCAAAGAAUCUGUUUGACACUGCCAAAGUGUUAAUUUGCCAGUUUGAGACGCCUUUAAAUGCUACCCUGGAAGCCUUACGGUCCUUCAAAGGUAUUUCCAUAUUAAAUGCUGCUCCUGCGUUGGCGCAAACACCCCCGGACCUCAUAAAAGGCGCUACCAUCUUUUGUGUAAAUGAGACUGAAGCAGCUUUAACUACGGGUUGUGAGCAAAUAUCCACUUUAGAGCACGCUAAAACUGCAAUGAAGAAACUGCUUCAAAUGGGUGCCAACAAUGUGAUUAUCACAUUGGGUGCACUUGGUGCAGUUUACGUUAGAGGCGAAGAGCCGCAUACGUUUAUACAUGUACCAGCGGUCAGAGUGGAAAAGGUCGUGGAUACCACGGGGGCUGGCGAUGCUUUUAUAGGAGCAUUGGCUUUUAAUAUGGCCCGUUUUAAUGAUUUGCCUUGGCAUCAACUAAUAGGCGCUGCGAACAGAGUUGCUGCAUACUCCGUGCAACACCCAGGAACGCAAGCUAGUUUUCCGAACCCAGAACAAUCGUACUACGACGCUGAAUACACAUGGCAGGAAUUAUGAACAGCUGAAUCAACAAAUUAAUACGUUUACUUAGUUUUUCAUUUACAAAAAAUUUAUUAAAUAAAGUCUACUAAUUCGGCAAUUUUUCAUAGUUCUGUCACUAGAAAUAAAUAGGGUCGCGUGACAUGAAUUUGAAGGAAAUGCGGAUUUAUAAAUA
This is a messenger RNA of Rhagoletis pomonella (apple maggot), 1307 nucleotides long. Its product is annotated as ribokinase-like. The coding region runs from base 209 to 1150 and encodes 313 amino acids. The record is from RefSeq and is a predicted model, not a curated record. The transcript is spliced from 6 exons. NCBI's taxonomy places the organism in Eukaryota, Metazoa, Arthropoda, Insecta, Diptera, Tephritidae. Gene Ontology annotation, biological process: D-ribose metabolic process. Gene Ontology annotation, molecular function: ribokinase activity.